UUGUAAACUAGUCACCCGUCCGUUCGUGUCGAAAUAUGAUUUUGUUUUUCCAACUUAUCAGUGCGACAACUUGCAAAUACCGACGAGCUGUGUGGCUGAUUGCUGUUCUGGACCGUGGUUUCCACAUUUGCAGACGCUAACUACAAAAGGGUAAGAGAAGAUGAAGACUAUAUAAGUACUUCACGGCGGCCCUUCGAACCCACCCUUCACUUCCAAAUUCCCCAAAACAAUCACCUCACUCACCUCACUCACCUCACUCACCUCACUCACCUCACUCACCUCACUCACCUCACUCACCUCACUCACCUCACUCACCUCACUCACCUCACUCACCUCACUCACCUCACUCACCUCACUCACAACCUAUCAUCAUGAGUGAUAAUACUCCCGAAUCCUCGCCAUACCACCAAUCAGACGCGUUCGUCACUAUUCCUGACGUUCUGAUCUCCCACGCAACUCUGAUCUAUAUCGGACUUAGCUCAGAGAAGGCCGAUGAGAUCUGGGGCAAAUGGACGAACUGGCCCCGAGACUCCGAUGCCGACCCUAUUCGCGAAACCGAUCCUGACAACGGUACUAUUUCCACAAAGCCCAACUCUGAGUAUUUCAAGCUUGGCUCCUGGGAAGAAGUGGACGAAUCACACGUGCUCCAUGUAGGCAUUGAUGGAAGAAGAAGAAAAGCCGUUCAAUACGUCUUCAACGGGGACGAAGAGGGCAUUGAAUGGCUGGAGGAGAAUGGGGCUCAGAAGAUCGAGGCUUUUCCAUACACCCGUGAUUGA
Periconia digitata is the source of this 776-nucleotide messenger RNA. NCBI's taxonomy places the organism in Eukaryota, Fungi, Ascomycota, Dothideomycetes, Pleosporales, Periconiaceae. The record is from the annotation of a GenBank genome assembly.